AUGAACCACUUCCAGACCAUCCUGACUCGGGUCCGGAUGCUGCUGUCCAGCCAUCGGCCGAGUCAAGUGCAGGCCCUCCUGGACCACAUGCUGGAGAAGGAGCUUCUGUCCCGGGAGUACCACUUCGCCCUGCUCUGCGAGCCUGAUGGCGAGGCCCUGGCCAGGAAGAUCUCCUUGACCCUGCUGGAGAAAGGAGACCCAGACUUGGCCCUCUUGAGGUGGGCAUGGAGUGGGUUGCAGGUCCCAGUGGCCGAGAGGAAUCCCGACUCCAAGGACCACGGUGAUGGGAAGGUGGAGCUGGACAGGAGUCAGGGCAUGUGGUUGAUCUGGCAGGAGCAGCAAGCGCUUGGACGACUUGGUCUGUGA
Odobenus rosmarus divergens (Pacific walrus) is the source of this 366-nucleotide messenger RNA. It is a transcript of the gene CIITA, whose product is annotated as MHC class II transactivator-like. Lineage: Eukaryota; Metazoa; Chordata; Mammalia; Carnivora; Odobenidae. Gene Ontology annotation, molecular function: protein binding; ATP binding. Gene Ontology annotation, biological process: inflammatory response; positive regulation of MHC class II biosynthetic process; positive regulation of MHC class I biosynthetic process. The coding region runs from base 1 to 366 and encodes 121 amino acids. The record is from RefSeq and is a predicted model, not a curated record. The transcript has 2 exons.